This is a messenger RNA of Melampsora larici-populina 98AG31, 3558 nucleotides long. RefSeq lists its product as uncharacterized. The transcript has 3 exons. The record is from RefSeq and is a predicted model, not a curated record. Bases 1 to 3558 code for a protein of 1185 amino acids. NCBI's taxonomy places the organism in Eukaryota, Fungi, Basidiomycota, Pucciniomycetes, Pucciniales, Melampsoraceae.
AUGAAGCUUUCCAUCCAGUUUUACGUGUUUUUGAUCCAAAUUUCAUCUUCGUCAGUGAUUUCCCCCAAGUGUAAGCCUACAACGCAAAGACCACAUAUUUUUGACCUCAACGAGAGUGUAGUCCAAACAGAAACACCUCAGCAAGCAGUUGACCAUGACCGAAACUUCGUCAAACAUGGGGUCUAUCCAUCAGGCCUACACAUGGAAGAUCAAUUCCACUCAUCAUCAACUGAAAAACCAUCAAGUAGAAUUAUCGAAAAGAUGAGUCCUGAGCGCCUCACGGCUCCAUCGACGCUGACUGCCACAACAGUAGUUGACAAAAACAUACAUUCCAAGUCCAGGAAAAGGAUAUAUGAAAAAGUCUUCGGAGGCUUUGAAGAUGGAUCCACUCCAUCAUCAUCAUCAACUGGAACGGAUGAAAGUGAAUCUGAUCAAACGAGAACCCCAGAAAACUCUUUAGAUUCAAGGUCUUCGAGUCCUGAACCACCAAUUCAAAAGAUUCAUAACAGUCUCAGAAGUUCCAUCUCAAGAAAGAGAAUUAAACACCCAGGCCAUCUUGAAGAUCAAUCCCGUCUAUCAUUGUUAAUACCACAUCCUCGCAUCAAAGUCAACAACAAUGGCAACCCACCACAGGCCAGAGAUAUCAGAGAUUCAAGACUGCUGAUGGAUGAUCACGCGGCUCGAUUUGAUGGUAACAGAGAUCUCAGUCUCAGAAUUGGAAUUGAUCAACCUAACACUGAAGAGAGAUCCUUGCCCUCCUUGUCAUCUCAACAUCACCAAAUUCAAGGUGAUAGGAACAGUAUCUCUCAGGCCCCACACCCCUUAGAGACAGAGGGGUCAAUGAAUGAAGAAGUAAUCCAGAGGCCUGAUAACACACCAAGUGCUCUGAAUAUGCCUGAAAAGAUGGCAAGAGAAGUCAAUGAAAAAGAGGUUAUGAGUGUGUUAUUACAUACUGGAUCCGCUGCCAGUUUUAUCAAAGAGGGACUUGUACAAAAAAUUGAAGCUUAUUUCGAUCAUCACAAGACCUACUCUAUACACAGAAAUUCACCCAACAAUUUGAUUCCAUACAACCCAGAAGAAAAAGAAUCUGGAUUGAUGAAAGUACAGUAUGAUGUUGUUGAUGGGUUUUUUGGGGGAUUGUUUUCUAUCUUUGCAGGACAUCAGAACAUACCUCAAUAUAGUGACUUGAUUGAUGAUGGUUGGACUUUCCUUGGAAGCUACUUGACACAGGCAAUUUUCUAUCUUCCUGGUCUAUCUCGUGAAACAAUAUCUAGAGGAGACAGCCUGUGGGAAGAUCAAUGGUCUGAACAAAGACAUCUAUUUGAAUAUAUAUUGGCCCUCAAGAAGGAUGAGAAUAUCUCACCUCACUUGAUUUUGAACCUGUUGAAAGAUUGGGAGAAAGAGACCAUUUACAAACCAAGGAUAUAUGGUGUUGUUAUAAAUUAUGAUAAAUUGCUUGAAGGUUGUGUAUCAUUAAAGAAAAAUAGAGGGAAUUCAAUCUGGAAGUCAAGACCUGGUGUUCAAAAAGACACUACAAACAUUAACCAAAAUGCUCAACAAAAUCAAAUGGAAUCAAGUCAAAAAAUUCAUGAAUAUACAAUGAGAUCAACACAAAAAUUUCAAAGCAACUUCACACCAACCCAGGAUCUUCAACAAAGUCAUAUGGUGCCAACCCAAUUUAUUCCAAAGAAUUUCAUGCCACCAAGCCACAUUCCUUUGCAGGACCGUAUGAGAUCAAUGACAGACACUCUACAAGGCAAUCAGCUAUCCACUCAUGUUUCAUCAGAUUAUCUGACAUUGAAACAUGGAUCUUUGCAAAGUAAUCUGAGAACAAGCCAUGAUUCUCCACAGGAGAAUGUAGGAUCAUCUCAUAACAUCAAUCAAGAUCAUACCUCACAAACCUCAAAUUUUCAACAAAAUACAUUUUCAUUCAACAGAAAAACUCCAGAGAAUCAUGUUCAAUCAAACCAAAAAACCUUGAAGAAGUCAGAUGAUUCCUCGACUUAUAGCAAGAAGCAAGCAGGAUGGAUCAAAUGUCAAGAUUGGACGUUUUAUGACCAGAACUGCCAUUUCACCAAUGAAGUCAAACUAUUCUUUGAUGGUCUUAUAAAAAAGGUCACUUGGCCACCAAAGGUACCUGAAGGAGCCACAUCAAUCUCCAUUGCAAGACUGAUCUACAGGGAAAAAAUGCUUUUCAAUGCCAUUGAAACUGCAGGGAAUCAAAUAACCACAUCAUUUGUGGCAGCUUUGUUCCUCAUACAUCAAACACAUGGAAUUCAACACCCAUGGGAUCACAUCUUGAGAAGUGGUUGGGGGUUCAUUAAGCAAUACUUUUCAAAAUGGGGGCCAUGGUUAGAAAAAUAUUCAACAAGUCAUACUUUACAAAUCCUACCAAUAGCAAUGAAUUCCUUAGAGAUCUCUGAUACUGAGAAAAUCAUAAGAUACCUAGCAUAUCAUAACCAGAGAAAUAAUAGUCCAAUAUUUAUUGUGUGGGAUAUAUUGUCAGAGUGGUACAAGACUGAAGAAAUAUUCUCAAAAUUUGGAAUAAUGGUAUCAAAUAUAGAGUCUAUAAAGAAAGUUCACUUUCAAGGUUGUCCUGUUUCAGAGACUGGCCAAGGAUUUGAUGGAUUGGUUCAAAGGGGUAGACAUGAAGUCAAAAGAUCUAGAAAAAGAAAAUCUCCUAUGUUGGUUGAUCAAGAAGAUUGUACAAACUUGCACCCAUUUCAACUUCUAGCAAAGGUCAACUCUGCAAGAUUGUCAAUAUCGCCUGAAUUUGUAGGGUUUUUGAAUGCAAUUGGGAACAAAGAAUUCCAAGAUCAGGAGCAUUUUUACAAUGAAUAUGUUAAGGAGUUUAAAGACCUGCGAGUAGAAAUCUUAAAGGUUGCCUCUGAAAAUUAUCAUGGAAUACAUUCAAUUGAUCAAAGAUCAAGUCCCAGUCAAGGUUUUUCUGAAAACAUAGAUGUCAUAAAGACUGCAGUCAGUAAUGUAAAUUUGAAGAUUGGACCAGCUUUCAUUGGAGCUUUGAAUAUCUUAUACAAACACUAUCACAGUGAAGAUGAUUGGAAUUACAUAUUACAAAGUGGUUUAAAAUUCCUACAAACAUAUGUUGGUCAAUGGAAAGAUUUUUUGGAAAGCAAUAAGUCUCCUUUGUGUUUUUCUGAUCAAGAACAGUCAGUCUUACAGAUUGAUUGGUCCAAUAUGGCAGAUGUAUUAAAUUAUAUGGGUAAACAUAAAUCCACAGAUUUCAUGCCCAUACAUCCCUUGAAGUUUCUUAUUGAGCUUUGGUAUCUAAGCUUCCAGAGUGAAGGAUCAGGCAGUAUUCAUUCUGCUUACAAGAUCACAUCACCCAACUUAAGUAUUAUAGAAGAAUUCUAUCUUACUCAUCUAUCCAAAAUCAAGAAGUCAGGAUUUGUGAACCUCUGGAAUAUUGAAAAUGAAGUAGGAUGGUUUUCCAGAAAGAACAUGAUGAUGAGAGUCAUUCUCAUCAAACAAGAAAGGAUUCUUGGUUCAAUCAAUGGAGAGGAAGGAGCCUUAAGGGAAGAUGUCACUGGAGGGUAA